Brienomyrus brachyistius is the source of this 7520-nucleotide messenger RNA. It is a transcript of the gene il7r, whose product is annotated as interleukin 7 receptor. The coding region runs from base 5428 to 6627 and encodes 399 amino acids. Gene Ontology annotation, cellular component: external side of plasma membrane. Gene Ontology annotation, biological process: positive regulation of receptor signaling pathway via JAK-STAT; hemopoiesis; cytokine-mediated signaling pathway. Lineage: Eukaryota; Metazoa; Chordata; Actinopteri; Osteoglossiformes; Mormyridae. The transcript has 10 exons. Gene Ontology annotation, molecular function: cytokine receptor activity; protein binding. The record is from RefSeq and is a predicted model, not a curated record.
UUUAAAUAAGAACACAAAUUUUCUAUGUUUAAAACCAGGUAAAGAGUACUUUCUUCCCAAUUAAGUAUUCUUAUUCCCAAUAAAAAAUUUUUGAGGCUCCAAUGUAGCAUUUAAAACGUACAAUUUUUGGGUGCUUAUCUCAAGAAGGGGACCAAGUAAAAGCUCACUGUUUUAUAAGCACAAGUAAUACACAUACGUAUUUCAUUCUAAAAAAAUUUACUUGUUAUUUCAAUCCUUUUUUAUAACAAUAAGUAGCAAAGCAUUCAGUGGGUGAGAUAAAAUUUGAGCUUGAAAAAAGAAGCGUAUAUUUAUACAACAGUAGAAUUUUUUCAUACCCAGAAAAAGCACUUUUUUCAACCUUUAAUAUGAAAACAUUCUGAAUUACAUUUUUCUACCUUUUCUACCUGUGGUGUAGAAACUUAAAGGGACUUUUUUUUAAUAAUAAACAUUUCUCAGCUCUUGGUGGUGUAUGUCACUCACAUACCAAAUAUGAUCAAGAUCAGCAAUUGUGAUGCAGAGACUUAUUUGGAAAUAUGUUGAAUUAAAACGGACCGGGCCACCUUCAGUAGGAGGCUCCUGUUGAAGGACAGUGGAUGGCACAGUGGUUAAGGAACCGUGGCAACAGCCCUACACAAACGCAGCUGGCCUUGCAAAGUACAGCUCUGUGAACAAAAGUCUCCAACUGAAAGAUUAGUCCUGGUGUGAGAGGACCACUCUGCCAGAAAGUACAGCUCGACGAGGUUUGGGCUGUUUCAGCUGAUUGGCCGGUUUCUGAUAGUUGACCAGCUUAAGGUAUGUGUUUGCCUGAUGGUUUGAUGGUCUUACCAGCUUAUGAGGAUCAUUCCUACCUGGUUUAGCUGGCCAUACCAGCAUGACCAACUGGUGACCCACCCAGAUAAACCAUCCAAGAACAGCAGGAGAUGGGACAUGACCGUCUAAGGCCAUCUUGAAACCAGUUACACCAGCUGGUGUUUCUCAGCAGGGUACCUAUCAGACCAGUUUAAGGUAUGUUCGAAUCAGGAAAAAGCAUUAAAGACGCAGACUUCCGAGACAUCAGAAGAACCAACUGGACUGGAAAACCACAGCUAAAAUGCAAACGAUGUGGAGAGAGCCCUACUAUUCAUUUCAGACCUCCCCCAGGUGUGGAGGAGUUUGACGUGCCCUGAGGAGAUACAAUCAGGGGAAUAACUGCGGAAGAAACAAAGACGGAGCCUAGGACGUCUCAGCUUAGGACAUCUGCUGUGUUAGAUGAGCGCAGGCGAAGCUCCAUGUUGGCCUCAUUCACUCAAACCAAACUGUCAGAGACACAGGAAGUGGCUUGCGGCCCAUUUGUUUUCGUCUCCGCGUGCACGUUCGCAUGUGGAGAAGACAACUGGCAUUGCGAUUGCUGCCCUUAGCAUGUCUGCUCCUUGGGGUGGCUCACCAAGAACACACCGAGCGUGCCGAACUGCAUGGGGUAGGGGGUAGCAAAGAGGUGUCUGCACCCAGAAUGCCCUGCAUGAGCACGCCCACGAUUUGGAGCAGACAAUUGACGGCGCUCUGUCAUAAGUGUACUAUUCCAAUUGGUAGCCCCCCUCGGUACAUUUUGCUGACCGGGGAGGGCCCUCAGGUGAUUUUGUCAACCAGGGGGAAACCCCCUCAGCACACUGCACCAACGCUAGAGUUUGCCUCUAGAUUUCACAGAUAGAAACACUAAAAUAGAAAACGUUCCAGAAGUUCGGAACAGUAAAUCAUUUCGAUUUUUUUAUUGUGAGCCUCCUCCCAGUCCUCAGCCAAGGAAAACGUACACCCGCCCCCCCACACCCCCCGAGGCUUGUCAGCAACAUUGUACAAACUCAGGACAUUUGUUAACAUUUGAAAUCCAGUAUAGCCUCCCGUUGACCACCACUCCAAAGUAUAGAAUUAGAAGUUCCAUUACCGCACUAACUACAACAACAUUUAUGAAACAUCCACAGUCCUUCAGCCUUUCAUCUGAAGCAUCGUGUGUAAAUGAACUUGAACAGGCAACUUCAAACAUGGAAAAAUCCCCUCGCAGCACUCUAGAUCUUGUGGCUCCACUUAAGAGGAUAAAGCAUAGUGAUAACAAACCCGCCCCCUGGUACUCUGAUCAUACACGUGAACUCAAACAGGCAUCACGCAAGCUAGAGCGCAAAUGGCGCUCAACUAAACUAGAAGUUUUCAAAUCUGCCUGGAAAGAAAGCCUCUCUAAAUACAGACAAGCACUAGUGACUGCUCGGUCUGUGUAUCUCUCCAGAUUAAUAGACAUGAACAAAACCAAUCCUAAAUUCCUAUUUGAAUCCAUGGCUAGGAUAACACAGAAUUCCUCAUUCAACUCGCUCUUAAGAGUGAUGACUUUCUUACAUUCUUUAAUGGUAAAAUAACUAAGAUUAGACAGACCAUCCUGUGCACACCCUUACCUACUUAUGGCUGCCAGCCUCCUGUUAGUCUUAGGCCUACCAAUAAUGAGACCUUUGAAUCAUUCAAUCCUAUUACACACUCAGAACGUUUGAGCUUAAUUUUCUCCUGUAAAUCCUCUACUAGCCUUGUAGACCCAAGUUCUACAAAAUUCUUCAAGGAAAUUGCACCACAGAUUAGCACUACUGUGUUAAAUGUAUUAAAUUCUUCUCUUAGGCUUGGAUAUGUUCCAAAACCUUUUAAAAUGGCUGUUAUUAGACCCGUCCUAAAGAAACCAAAUCUUGAACCCAGUGUUUUAGGUAACUAUAGACCUAUCUCAAAUCUUCCUUUCAUUUCAAAGAUCUUGGAAAAAGUUGUAGUUCAUCAGUUGUCCUCUUUCCUACAAGAAAAUAAUGCCAAUGAAUUAUAUCAGUCUGGUUUUAGACCAAACCAUAGCACAGAAACUGCUCUAGUCAAAGUAAUGAAUGAUUUACUUGUGGCUUCUGACCGUGGCUGUGUAUCUCUGUUGGUAUUGCUAGAUUUAACUGCAGCGUUCGAUACUGUGGACUAUAAUAUCCUCUUGGACCAGUUAGAAGGUGUAGUUGGCAUUACGGGGACAGCUCUUUCUUGGUUCCGCUCAUAUUUAACUGAUCGCUAUCAGUAUGCCCAUGUGAACAAUGAAUCAUCCAAGGCCACAAAAGUUGAAUAUGGUGUCCCACGGGGAUCAGUCCUGGGCCCGCUACUGUUUACUCUAUACAUGCUACCUCUUGGUAACAUUAUUAGACAACAUGGUAUUGGGUUUCAUUGUUAUGCAGAUGAUACACAGUUGUACAUAUCUGUUAACCCUGAUGAUACAUCACUGCUAUCUCGGUUAGAAUACUGUCUAUUAGAUAUCCGGUGCUGGAUGGCAAAAAAAAUUCCUUAUGUUAAACACAGAAAAAACAGAAGUUCUGGUAAUUGGUACCAAGGCUGCAAGAAAUAAGUUCCACCACCUCAGCAUUGGUAGCCUUCCUACACAACCUAACAUGGUGGUUAGAAAUCUUGGCGUUCUUGUUGAUUCAGAUUUAUGCUUUGAUGCUCACAUUAGAAGUAUUACUAGAACUGAGUUUUAUCAUCUACGGAACAUAGCCAAGCUUCGUAAAAUGCUCUCACUUGAUGAUGCAGAAAAAUUAGUACAUACCUUUGUAAGUUCCAGACUGGAUUACUGUAAUGCCCUCCUAUCAGGUUGCCUGUCCGGAUCCUUGCAUAAACUUCAGUUGGUACAGAAUGUUGCAGCCAGAGUAACAAACACUAAAAAAAAGCCAGAGUAACAAACACUAAAAAAUUUGAUCGUAUUACACUGGUCUUAUCCUCUCUUCAUUGGCUGCCAGUUAAGUCUCGAAUUGACUAUAAAAUACUGCUAUUAACCUAUAAAGCACUGAAUGACCUUGCACCAGAAUACCUUAGUGACCUGCUGAUCACAUACAACCCUCCACGCUUGCUUCGCUCUCAAGCCAUGGUAUAUCUGUUAGUGCCUAGGGUAGAAAGAGCUACGGCAGGCUGCAGAGCUUUCUCCUAUAGAGCUCCUCAGCUGUGGAAUGGUCUUCCACCGGAUGUGCGGGUUUCAGGCUCACUCUCAAUAUUCAAGUCUAGACUAAAAACACACCUCUUUAGUUUAGCAUAUAGGGACACUAGUUCUAGCUCUAGCUAACUGCUCACUCCUAGUCAGACCUACAGUGUGAGGUGUAGAGCUGGGUGGGGAUCGGUGCCAUUGGCUUUGGAUAAACUGUCAGUGCAGUCACUCUAGCUUCACAAUCCCUUGUGGAAUUGGAGUGCUGACAUUUCAGGGACUCCCCAUGCCUGCAUUCCCACUUGCCUCUCCCUCCUACUGAUGCUGCCAUAGCCAUAUCUGCCGGAGUUUGCACAUUGCACUUCAUAUUGCACUCAUCUAGCUGUUAGCACUGCCUAUAGCCUCCUCUACUUUAACUAAUUGUACAUUUUAUUUCCCAUACUCCUCCUGGGGGGUGCUGCCUGGAGACCUCAAUCUACCAAGAUGUCCAGCACACCCUGCUACAUGUGACAUCGCCACUACCAAUGACGUCCCUGCAUCUAGCUCGCCGUACUGCCUGUGUCAUCCUGUGACUUGGCACUUAACCAUCUCUCCUAUUUGACUCUCCCUGCCGGCCCCUGGAGGAAUGGACUUCCUCUCCUUAGAGGCACCUCAUUGCCUGUGUGACAUCACCUCAGCUGAACUAUUGGCAUGGGACUACAAGCAAAAAGCAAGGGUAGCUCAAAAGGAGUCUGUUAGAUAAUUGGACUGUCCUUGCUAAGUAUACAGGUAAAAUAAUCAGAGCAUCACAUGUAACGAAAGGUUCCUGUUCCAGUGACUGGUGAGGCACUGUUAGCCAGGAGGUCGGAGACGACAGCAGUCAUGAUUAGCUGAGGAGGGCACCCGCCUACUUCCUCUUCAGUGGCGACAAGUAACAAGGGAACAGAGGGGAGCAAAUGAGCCUCUUCCACCCACACAGAGACAUGGGAGAACAUCUGAAACAUGCAGACAUUGUGCGUGUGCGUGUGCUUAUGCUCAUACAUGACAUAAGCUUCCGGGGAAAAGAUAGAACAGGGUGACCUAAAGACCUCUAUUUACACCUUUAUAACCUCCGGAAGCUAGGUGGGCCAGUACAUUUUUAUCACAAAUUUUUUUCACUGUAAAUCUUGACACGUUUUUCCAAAUCGUCUGAGAAAGGAUCCUGAUACUCGGCCAGCAGUGUGCACACUGGGAAAACCGACCACUCCCUGUCACCCCAGCCCUGCCAGUCCCCAUCCCUAUCCUCACAUUCUUUUUUCUAAACCAAUGUGAUUGAUGAAGAAAAGAACGACUUCCUGUUAUCGGCAGAACCACAAACCAAAGCCGCUGCUCUCCGCCCUCUCACUUCCUCUGCCCUCCCCCUCCGAUCUCCUCUCAUGCUUAUAUGGGAAGACAAGCUCUCUGAGUGGUAGGAUCACCUUCUCCGAACUGCACCUCUACUGCAUCCUGUGCUCUGGGUGAGGAGCAUGGCUCAGUCGUGCUGGGCGGCUCUGUUCAUCUUCCCGCUGCUGGUUCAAGCCCAGAGUGGCAGCGACGAUGAAGAACCUUAUGUUCAUUGCUGGUCUAGUGUCACUAUGGAGAACACCCUGUUAUUUUGCCAAGUGGAUGAAGACAUGCUUACAGAGCUCAAAAACGCAACUCUGUGCAAAGAACUCCCAAAGGCACCAGUCAUAAACCAGGACUGUAAAACAAUUAUGACAAGAGAUGACAACAUUACAUUCCCUAAUCUCUCCCCGCUCCUCAAAUACCGUCUCAAAAUUCAGUUCCAGACAAGGGAACCAUUCAGUAAAACAUAUGAACUGAAGAAAAUAAUAAAACCAAAUACACCAAUGGUCAAUACGACCUUCGUGGCCAAGGAAUGGAAAGCAAUAGUAUCCAUCGAAACAGGUUAUAAGAAUGAUAUCCUCGAAAAUGCUCUAACGCGGGAAGUCAAGAUCAAAGGUCGCAACGCGACUUACGUCGUAGACCAAAAUGAGUUACACAUUGAGUCCAGAGAAGUCCUCAGAGAGAACACACAGUACUGUGUGAAGGCCAGAUGCAAACCGAACAACAAUUAUUUUGAUGGCUACUGGAGUGAUUGGAGUCACUGGAGCAAGUUCCACACCCCGAAGGAACACCAGGCGGAUCAGCUGCACAUCUACAUAGUCAUGGGUGCACUGCUCCUCUUGCUAAUGAUUGCUGGAGUAAUGGUUCGACAUUGGUACAAGGAUAUCAAAUUAAUCAUUUGGCCGAUUAUUCCAAACCCCAAACACACUCUGGUACAAGGCUACAAGCCUAAUAAGGGUCCACCUGUUAGCUUCCACCCUGAAAGCUUCAACGACAACUGCAUCCAACUGAUUGACCAAGUCGAGGAGAGACGCGUGACCCCCGACAGCCCAGACUUGGUGGGCAGCUAUGAGGUCAGGAGACACAGCAGUGGGCAAAGGACUAUGGGACCAAUCCUCAGGAACUCUACUGCCAAUACAGGGGAGAAUCACCCCAUGCUUCAGAACAAAGGCAAAGUGGAAGAAGAUGGCCUAGGGACUGGCAGGCAGAUGUCAGCUUCUGGGAUUACCAGAAAUUCUGGGACAUCUGGCAGGUCUGAGGCGAACAGCAAUAACAAUGUGCCGGUUCCUCGAAGAGAUGAGGCGUACGUCACCAUGUCCAGCUUCUACAAGACCCAGUGACAGGAAUCCCCCAACUCACCUUCCAGAUGUAGAAAGUCCUUGGCCAUAUAUUGUAGCUCAGCCCCAACAAAAUUCAGUCUGAUCAAUCAAUUUUCAGCAAACCAAAAUCAUGACAUCCUGUAUGCCAGACCUGAAUCGCUACAGGUGCUCUAGCUUUUGUGAUCUGCAAUCAUCCUCGGGAAUGACACGGUUAGACAUUAAGACAACAUGAACUGGGCUAUAAUGCAACGAUCUACGGGAGGAAUACAUUGACCAGUGUUUUUGUCUUUUUUUCAUAUGAACUUAUGGAUCUGCAACCACAGCUACAUGCUGUUGAAGUCCUUUAGCCCUACUUUAGACAUUCUUGCUCCUAUUAUCCCAUAGAAGCUGCUAUUGUACUGCCGAGCUGCACUUCAACGCAAGAAUGUUUCUAGCCAAGAUUUAUUACAUUUUUACUGUAAAAAUAACCAGGAUGUAAUUAUUUAACAAGUGCAUUAUAUUGGUACAUUAUGAUGGCAUUACUGUUCAACCACUGAUUCAUGGCAAAGUAACCACUGGGCCUUUCUUUUCUAGAGCAGGGGUGAGGAACCUGAUCCACAGAGAGCUGGUGCGGGUUUUUGGGAUGACCUCACAAUCAGCCAAUCACAAGCAGUGGUUCUCGACUCCAGUCAGCUGAUUGAGUGGUCAUCCCAAAAACCCACACUGGCUCACCAUGGAUCAGGUUCCCUAGCCCGGUUCUAUGGAAAUAACAAAAAUGUUAGUCUACCUCCCUCACAUGGCAUCUACAUGUAUGAACUUUUAUUCUUUACACAAAUACUACAAAAUACUGUCAAGUGCAUGCAAAACAAUUCAAACUGCGCAGAAGUUAACCAGAAAUGUAUUUACGUAAUAAAAUCAAGGGGGGAAAAGAUGUA